AUAGCGUUGACAGGGAAGUGAUUCAUUUAUACGCCAAGCAACAUGGCGGAGAAGAAUAGACAGAAGUUGAUGCAAAUCAGUCAAAAACCAGGGAAUAAUGUGUGUGCAGAUUGUGGGGAUAAGGAUCCAGAAUGGACAUCAUGCAGUAUUGGAAUAUUCUUGUGUCAGGAAUGUGCUGGAAUUCACAGAUCUUUAGGUACAGAGAGUAGAGUUAGAUCAUCUAGACUUGAUAACUGGGAUACAGAACAACUAGAGUAUAUGGAUGGUGUAGGUAAUGAUAAAGCUAAACAAAAGUAUGAAAUGUGUGUACCAGCAUUUUAUAGAAGACCUAAAAAGAAUGAUCCGAAUGUAGUAAAGAAGGAAUGGAUAUUAGGAAAGUAUCUGAGAUUUGAAUUCACAGAACCAGCACAACAGAUGGCAUACACCAGUCAGCGUAAGGAAGGGAACCUUAUGAAAUUAGGACGAGAUCGAAGGUUAUAUCAAUCUAGAAAGUUUGUAAUUGAUAGAGCAGAAAAUAAAUUAUCUUAUUAUGUUAUUGAGGAUUCUGGGAAGGUAAAGAGCAGUUCAUCAUUUAUGUCACCUGCUUCCCGCUCUUCUUAUUCUUUUCAUUCAAAGCAGUCAACACCUAAACCUAAAGCUGAAAUCAACCUAGAUGAAGUCAAUGCUGUUUUUGUACCCGAAAAAAUGGGCAAUCCAUAUGGCUUACAAAUAACAUACUAUAAAAAUGGCUCAACUAGAUGUUUAUAUUUAUAUUCUGAAAAUUCUAAGGAAAUUGUAGAUUGGUAUAAUGCAAUAAGAGCAGCUAAAUUAGAAAGAAGACAGAUUGCAUUCCCUGACAGAACACUAGAACAGUUAUCAGAAGAUUUAACAAGAGACUUUACUUUAGAAGGCUGGUUAUCAAAGAUGGGUCCAAGACAUGAACCAUUCAAAAGACGGUGGUUUACACUUGAUAGAAGAAAGCUGAGUUAUUUUGAGGAUCCCUUGAAUGCAUUUGCUAAAGGUGAAGUAUUUAUUGGUCAUAAAGAUGCAGGAUAUAGUGUAACUAUUGGAGCACCAGAGGAUCAGUCUAAUUGUGGUGAAUAUUGUUUUCAACUACAUGUACCCGAUAGAGAUUAUGUGAUGAGAGCUGAAACAAAAGAUGAAAUGGAACAGUGGGUAGAAGCUUUAAAAAAGGUUGUUGAAUUACCCUUAACUCCACAAGAUACCAAGCUUGCAUCUAUAUUAGUAUCGAAGAAAUCAAACUCUAUUCGGUUAUAUCGUAAUUAGACUAUAGUUUUUAUUAUUUUACUGUUGUUGUUUAAUAUUGUCAUACAAUAGACAUUAAUAUAAGUGCAAUGCAGGGCUAGUAGGAAUAAUGGUGCUCAAUUAUAAUGCUAUUAGAAUUAAUUAUUAUACAUGUUAUCUGAAAUAAUGCAGCUCAUGAAUUAUUAAUAAGUUUUAAUUAGUGAUUCCCUAUUUGGGCAUUUAAAAUACAAUCUUAUAGGGACUAUUAAAUGCCUUGUUAGAAUUGUAUUGAUGUUAAUAUAUGGGGGAGGGGGGGAUUAAAAUAGUGGUACAUGUAUAUUAGUGAUUAUUGAACACAAGUAAAAUAAAUUAGUUUUGGUUGGGACCAUAGUUUAUAUUGUGAUAGUGCCAUCAUGUAAAACCAUAUGAUGUAAAACAAAAUAAUUAUGCCGCAAGCAAUUUAUGCGACAUGAAAGUGGUUGACAUAAAUGUGUAUCGUAAGGAAUGUGCCCUACUGUACCCUACUUAUGUCUAAAAUAACCCAUGCGUAGCUUCUUGUAUGUUUAACAAAGAAGUGAGACACCAGUUAUUACACAAUUCCACCAUUUUAAUUUAUCAUAUAUUAUUUGCUUACGAUACAGAACGGAAAUGGGUGUUGAAAUUAAUACGGCUAAUAUUACAUCACGUUUAAUGCAUUAAUUUCUUGUUUGCAUUAAUUUCUUGUUUUACAAUAUUUAAAUGUAUAACCAUAUUGUUGACCAAUAUUUUUUUAUACGCCCACAUUUUCAUGUGGACGUAUUAUGCCUUCGCCCCUGUCUGUCCUUCCAGACGUCUGACCAUCCACAAUUUGUUUGUGGACACUCUAGAGGUCACAAUUAUUAUCCGAUUUAAAAAAACGUUCGAAUAUAUCACCGUUACACCAUAAUGACGGUUGAGUUCGAAUUUCGUGAAAAUUGGACCAAAACUGCCGGACAAAAUGGCUGCUCUUUGUAUGCAAAUAGUGUAAACAUUUGGUAUAUCAAGGUUGUUGAUCCUCUAGAGGCCACAAUUUUGAUUUGAUUUUGAUGAAACUUGAAAUGCAUGUUUAUAACCCAAAGAUCUUGGUUCCUUUCAAUAUUCGCACAUAUCAGAUCAUAACUUCCUGAAUUAUGGCCCCUGAUUGUACGAAAAAUCACAUUUUUAGCUUGUGGUUCCUCUAGAGGUCACUAUUAUUAUCCGAUUUAAAAAAAAAAUGUUCAAAUAUUUCACCGUUACACCGCAAUGUCAGUUGAGUUUGAAUUUCGUGAAAAUCGGACCAAAACUGCCGGACACAUGUUUAUACCCAAAGAUCUUGGUUCCUGUCGAUUUUCCUGUCGAUUAUGGCACUUGAUUGUACAAAAAAUCACUUUUUGUUAAGCUUGUUCUCUUUCCAUCUCUUGCAAAAUGUGGGCAUAUCUUGCCUGGCAGCUGCUGGUUUUGAAUUGUGAUGACAUUCUGUCUACUUAUUCCAUAUUAUUUAUAAAUAUAUUUAGAUGGGCAUUUAAAACCACAUGUAAUAUCAUUCAAAUAUCUGUUCUUAUUUUCAUUAAUUAAAUUAUGAAUGUGCAGAAUCAAAUUGGAUUAGCACAAUAUCUGUAAUAUAAGUAAUGUGUCAAAGGUUACCAUCUAGAAUGCACAAUAUCGAUCAUCUUCAUCAAGCUAAUAUAGAACUGUUAAAUUAGACUUCAAGACAUUUUCCAAAAUAAACAGGAAUGUGAAGGGUCUUUUAUCAGAUACUUCAGGUAUAAAACCAUUCAAAUCUUGAGUUGGGCUGUAACUCUAAUAUGAUAAAUGUAGCCCGAAUUUUACCGUUGCCAAGAUGCAUUACAAUUUUAAUGUAGUCUUUUGCCCUCUUCUUUAACUAAUGUAAAUAUGUUUCUAUAUAAAAUGUUAUAACCUGUAUUGGUACACAACACAGCAGUCAUUUAGUGCAACACAACACUGCAUUGGUUGUGAAAUAUAGAGAAUGUUCCUUUGAUAAAUUCUUUACAAGAUUUAUUUUUCGCGAUUGUGAAUUCAAAGAUUGUGAAUUCAAAGUUUUAAAGAUUGUGAAUUCAAAGAUUGUGAAUUCAAAGUUUUAAAGAUUGUGAAUUCAAAGUUUUAAAGAUUGUGAAUUCAGAGUUUUUAGAUUGUGAAUACAUCUUCUACGUUAUUUUUGUAAAAUUGUGAUUAUAUAUCUUCUGGAUUUUAUUAUUUGUAAAUCUUCUCUCAUAGUUUUUUAAAUCUUUUUUAUUAUUAUAAAUUGUUAAUCUUCUCUCUAAGUUUUUUAAUCUUUUAAGAUUGUUGUUUACUACACAGGUUGUUUUUGUCCCCAGUCUUUCGAAGAAAGCAGGGGACUAUUAAAAUGGGUUCUUAUUGAGCUAGAAUGUUCAAACUUGGUGUAAGUGUUUAUUAGGUUGAUGCCUUGAAGGAGUUCGAAGACGAGCAUUUUCUGCUUAGGGUAAGCAGAGAUAAGCAAUUUGUUUGGUUAAUGCUUUGGGACACAAUAACUUUAGUUCUCAUUAAGUGAGUGAUCAAACUUGGUGUAUAGUUUCAUUACAUCAGUACCUUGACUAAAUUUCAAUAAGCAAUUUGAUUGAUCGAGACUUUCGGACACAAUAACUCUCCUAAUUGAGCUAAAAUGUUCAAACUUGGUGUAGGUGUUUAUUAGGUUGAUGCCUUGAUUAAGUUCGAAGAUGGGAAUUUUCUGCUUAGGGUAAGCAGAGAUAAACAAUUUGAUUGGUUGAUACUUUGGGACAUGAUAACUUUAGUUCUAAUUAAGUGAGAGUGAUGAAACUUAGUGUAUAGUUUCAUCACAUCAGUACCUUGACUAAUGAACAUGUUCUUCUGAGGGUAAGCAGAGCGAUAAGCAAUUUGAUUGGUUGAGACUUCGAAACACAAUAACUCUUCUUCUAAUUGAGGUAGAAUGUUCAAACUUAGUGUAGGCGUUCAUUAGGUAAAUGCCUUGAUGGAGUUUGAUGAUGAACAUUGUCUGCUUAUGGUAAGAAGAGAUAAGCAAUUUAAUUGGUUGAUGCUUUUGGGCACGAUGAGUUUGAUUAUAAUUUAUAUCAAUACCUUGACUAAAUUUGAUGAGAAUUUUCAGCUUAGGCUAAGGAGCGAUAAGCAAUUUGAUUGGUCAAGACUUUGGAACAUAACAACUCUGCUUUUAAUUGAGGUAGAAUGUUUAAACUUGAUGUUGAUGUUCAUAAGGUUAAUGUGUCUUGAUUAACAUUUCCAGCUAAAGCUAAGCAGAGCCAAGAAAUUUCUUUGACUUUGAUUCUAUCUGAUAGAGAGUGAUGAAACUUAGUGUAUAGUUGAUAAUCAGUUUGAUUGCUUGAUACUUUUGAAAAAGAUAAACAUGCAAUUAAUUAAAAUGUGUCAUAUAUUUAUUUCGGGUUUUUGGCGGGGACAUCAGCCUCACUGUUGGCUUGUUCUCCAGAUUUCCAAAUUUGAUCAUUCUACAAUUGUGAAUACACAGUAUGCACUAUGCCAUUAUGCUGAUCAAAAAGUGGAUACCCGUAAUUCGUUGUUCAUUGAUCAAUAAUUCAGCAUUUAAGCUUGUACAAUGAUUUUUAAAUUAUGUUCUGGGUGAUUCAUAGUGAUUUUAGUUUUUCUUAAUUGGGAAACCAUGUGUAAAUGUCCCUUCACAACUAUCACCCUGAUUUCUUACAAGCCUAAUUAAAAAACAGGGUCUUUAAUGUGUGGUUUUUUUUUUAAAAGGGACCUCAAAUACUCUUCUAUUAUACGGGAAUUGACAAAAAUUUCAUCAAAGACAUUUUUAAUAAUGUUUUAAAGUCUCUGAUUGUCAUUUAUGGGAUUUUUACAAUCUAGUAAACAUUUAAUAUAUAAAAGGAAUAUCAGUCCAAAAAUGGUUCAAUUCCAUUCAGUACUUGCAAAGAAUUUAAAAUUUGUCAACAUUGGGCUUCCUCUGCAAAGAUUAUAAAUGGAAUAUGGUCAGAACAAGCCAGUGCCGUCAUUAUGGUAUGCUAAAAUCUUUUGAUGGGCCUCUUUUAAAUCCCACCGAAUCCAAGCCCGUAGAUUAUCUUAAUCAAAUUUUAAAAUAGAUAUUGUCAAAAAACUGUAAAUGGCGAUCAGCGGCUUUUAGCAUAGAUGACACAAAUGUUAUUUUAGAUAUAAAUAUUGUUUAUAUUGAUUGUUUUAAGGCAUUGUAUGUACAGUAUAUUAUUAAUGAUGUAAUAAUUUGAAAGCUUAUAAUAAUCAAAACCAAAGCUCUUAUCAAGUUUUGCCAAAAGAUUGUUGUAAGCUGAAUACAAGUGAAUAAUUUGUAAAUUUUUUCUUUGUUAUAAAUGUAUAUUUGUUAGAUUAAUGAAACUUUUAAAUUGUCACAUUUUCUAUGCCUAAAUAAUAUGGUGUGUAACACACACUAUUGACGGAAUAUGGUAAUGGAUAGAGGAACUGGAUUGUCUCCCAAUAAUAGUUCUUCUUGACUGCUGACAAUACAGUGUUCUGUAACUACACAUAAAGGUUUCUAAACUUUAAUUUAAAAUCUUUCAAUAAUUUGUUUCAAAUGACAGAGAAUAUAAGGCUUCAAAGAAAUAAUCAGGGGCCCAUUUCACGAAGCAUAAUGUGUGUGCCUUGUGAAAUGGGGUCCAAAAGAAAUGUUUUUAUUUAUGACGGUUGUGGAUAAAUAUAUCGUCAACAUAAAUUACGCAAAUUGUUAACAGUAGUAUAUACGGUACUUUGCAAUAUACCAUAGUACUAUCAUCAGCUUAUUGGAGAUAAAAUGUUUAUUUGUUAAGACACAUUGAAUCAUUCAUUUAUCUGUCUAGAUCAAGUUUUACUACCAGUACUUAUCUGGCCACAUCAUAACAUGCCCAGUCACUUUUACAUUUGACUAAUGCAAUUUAAAUCUGAAUGAAAUAAUCUUUAUAAAGAUGAGGAACUGCCAGUUUGAAUGAUGUGUUUCUCUAAUAUUAGAUAAUCUAGGUCUGUACAGAGAGCAAAAAAUGAGAUCAUACAAGUCAUCUUCAAAAUAUCAAGUGUGAUGUAUUCACCUGUGACUAUUAUUGAGUUGUAUUUAUCUAAUAGUUAUAUUCCAAAGUUAUAUUACACAACCAGUGAACUAUAGCAGUUAAUGGUUGAUAUGUAAUAAUGAUUUACCACACCUGAUUAUUAUGAAGAUGACGGCAUAUACAGUACAACUACAUUCUACAUGCCUUACAUUCAAAAUUAAUUGAUAGGUUGCCCUUCCAUUGUGAAAAGUAAUGUGUGUAAAACAAAUGGUAUUUUAGAAGAAAACAUAUUUUUAAAAGCAAAACCAAUCAAAAUUUGUUUCAAUCUUUUGAUAUUUGGCCUAAUGGUAUCUUAAAUCAUUAUUUGAAUUCAAUCAUUUGUAGAAGACGGGGUGUAAUGCAUAGGAGGGUAAAUAGAAUAUGGUUGUACCGUGUAAAUAUGACAUUCUCUCUCAUCUUGUUUAUAAUCAUUAUAUUUUGUAUUUAUUUCUCACAAAUAAAAAAUAUAAAUACAGUA
Messenger RNA from Patella vulgata (common limpet), 6711 nucleotides. Its product is annotated as arf-GAP with dual PH domain-containing protein 1. The coding region runs from base 43 to 1266 and encodes 407 amino acids. Gene Ontology annotation, biological process: positive regulation of GTPase activity. Lineage: Eukaryota; Metazoa; Mollusca; Gastropoda; Patellidae. The record is from RefSeq and is a predicted model, not a curated record. The transcript is spliced from 9 exons. Gene Ontology annotation, molecular function: GTPase activator activity; phosphatidylinositol bisphosphate binding. Gene Ontology annotation, cellular component: intracellular membrane-bounded organelle; plasma membrane.